Messenger RNA from Oppia nitens, 459 nucleotides. Its product is annotated as coagulation factor IX-like. Gene Ontology annotation, biological process: proteolysis. Lineage: Eukaryota; Metazoa; Arthropoda; Arachnida; Sarcoptiformes; Oppiidae. The record is from RefSeq and is a predicted model, not a curated record. Gene Ontology annotation, molecular function: serine-type endopeptidase activity. Bases 1 to 459 code for a protein of 152 amino acids. The transcript is spliced from 4 exons.
AUGGAUAUACAAAACGGACGAUCGGCCAAACCGGGAGAACUGCCGUGGAUUGUCUACAUUGAAGUUCAUAUUAAACUAUCGAUUUUGACGUUUUGGUUCAAACCUAAAAUUUAUAAGGGAACCGGUACUAUACUUAACAAAAAAUGGAUUAUUACUUGCGCUCACCUAUUAAAUAAGAAAAACAUAGAUAGCAUUGCUAUCUAUCCGGCAAUACUAGAUAAGCGACAUAAGGGUCGGUCCUAUAGUGUGGCCAAACAUUUGUUGUAUCCUUCAUAUGGAAAAUCAUCAAAAGAUUAUGACAUCGGACUCAUCAAACUGGAUGAGGAUCUACCCAUUCAAACACCAGAUACUCCACAAUCAUGGCUUCCAAUGAACGGAAUCUGUUUGCCUGAUAUCGGAAUGACGACAUAUCCAAUGAUGACUUUGUACGGAUCGGUUGGACACAAAUAUUGCCACUAA